GCAGGACAUCUGUGGUGCGUCAUACUGAUUUGCUGGCAGCCAGUGCUGACUGUGUUUUCUAUUGAUUUUAGCUCUGACCCUCAUAUAAAACAAUUCAUUUAGUGCAUUGUCCUGACACUUUCUUGGUUAGAGUAUGGUCACUAAUUCAUCUGUUGUUCAGUAAGGUUGUGCUGCUUUUUGCAUUAAAGGCUGUAUGAUGUGUCGUGGCAUCAAUGUCAGCUGAAGGAAGCACUAUGCCGCAUUGUGACUAGUUUGCCCCAAAAGUGGCCUGUGGAGGAUUUGUAGUUUUUCCCAGUUAGGUUAAGACUCAUAGGCUGAAGCAGUGUGACUUGUGGUUCUCUGAAUAAGCACAUGGGCUGCGAUGCUGCGUCUUCCUCGUGUCAUUGUCCCUUGUGCCUGGUCACAGUUUCCCCACCCUGCCCACGUCCUCGGUAUGGAUGCUAAUAUUAUCUCGUGAAGGAAAUAUGGAAAUGAAACAGACUAUUUUUGCUGCCGUGUACCCCCUCUCCCAGAGAAACAGAGGAAAUAUUAAUGGUAGUGCGCUGAUGAUUACACUCCCUAAGGGGGAAGUAGGACAUUCUAGAAAAUCUGCCUGUUUGUGCCAACAACUGGCCUGUGCAUCUGUCAUCACUGUUGUGGUUUGUGCAUUUUCUGUGUGAUUUAGUUUGACAGCAGCCCGGGAGGGUCACAUGUAAUAACCAAAACAGCCAUAUUUGGUCAAGUGUCCAGUGUAGCUUUCCAUUUUUUCUCACAUUCUGGUGACAUAUGACUUGGUCAUGUGAUAGCCUCUUCCUGCUAGCUUUUUCUCAUGCAGUCGAAAGAAAUGCUGUUAACAGAAAGGGAUAAAUCAUGAGCUAUUUCCUUGUAACAGUUUUCUGGGAAGGCAUCUGGUAUUUGCUGUGAUUGUUUCACAAACACUUUUCUCAAGGUGGCGCAGCUGUCCAUGAUGGCCUAUGUAAGGAGUUUGAUGCAGUAAUAAAAUUGAAUUAGCGUUACAGGGCUCAUACACUGGCCACCAGCAAAGCUUAAUACUGAAGUGGGGGCUGGAGUGUGUGUCCCAUGCAUUUUACAGAUGUACAGACCCUGUGUGGUUCCUCUUCUCAGUCCCAAAAUAAUCCUAAAAGCACCCUGUCAGAAGAGGAAUUAUCCUGCCGCUCAUUUCCAACGAAUACUCAUAGAACAUGAAAAACAUUUCGUAAUCUUGUGUUUUACUUUUUGGAUCCUUAAAGAUGUAGUGGAAUGAGUUGAUCAGAAAUGCGAUUGGAGGCAAGCUGUGUGUGUGGGGGAGUGUGUGUGUGUGGGGGAGUGUGUGUGGACAGUAUUUAGGAUCAGAAGCUUCCUCAUCCCUCUCAGUACACACACUUCGUCAGACACCGCAAAGCGAUUCUGCCCAUUUUCUGUUCAGGAAUGUGCGUCGGCCGCUGCUCCAGGAUUGUGGGCUGGUCCCUGGUUCCCAUGUCAGUCUUGUCUAUGCUGAUCAACACCCUGCUGCUGUUCCCUGACCUAAAGGCACGGUUCCUGCUGGAGGGUCAUGUGACUCCUGAGGCGACCUGGAGUACAGGCAUCUGGGCAUCUGGGUUCCUGGUUCUUGUUGCGGCUAGAAGCUUCAUAUCCAACAGUCUACAGAGGAGUUGCUGUGGUUUCAGAAUAGAGAUGAUGUGGCAGAUUGGGACAUCCGCCAUAGCAGUGGUUGCAGCAGGAAUCUGCUUCCUGAUCAGCAGCGCAGGACUGGCAUGUGGUCCCCUCUGUCUUCACAAUAGCACUGAGGGGCUGACCUGGGAUCAGCCACUGAAGAAACUGAUACGCAGGGGCAGCCCUUACUUCCCCAUCCAGGCGUGGCAAACACUGACCUGCGAGGAGCCCAGCGGCGUGGUCCCAUGGAACGCAGUGCUCUUCUCAGUUCUCAUGGCAACCAGUGGCAUCCAGGUGCUGCUGUGCGCCACACAAACACUCAACGCUCUACUGGGCAUGCUCUGUGGACAAGGCUUUUGCAGGAACAAGGUUAGCCCAGCCUGAGGACAGAGUUGGGGGAAGGGAGCCAAGCUUCUGCAUCAGCAUGGAACAGCUAAGCAGCAGCACAUGCCAUGAACGGGGACUUUCUGAGGUGGAAAAGAGGAACAGGAAGUGCAGACUAGUUAGUGAAUAGAAAGAGCGCCAUCUAGUGACUGGUGAGAUAAGUGUCAUUCUGCGGUAUGUAUUUCUGGACUCCACUGGUUCCUUCUUCCCGGAGAUCUGCAGCUCACGUUCUUCAUCUUUGGACAUUUCCGUUAAGUUUUCUGAGGUCACUUUUCUCUUUAAAUUAUAUAUUUUCAAGAUUUUUGUAGUCCUUCUCCUGUGGUCAGCACAGAAGUUAUUAGGAAAUAAUUAUAUAUUUAUCCUUCUUAUUAUGAAAUAUUUAUUAUUCUUAUUGUGAUAUAUUAAACAUUAAGUGAUUUUGCUUCCCUUGUUUUUCAGCUGUUUAUCUGCAAUGAAUGCAAUGUUGCUGUAUUCACUUUGUAUUUCACUAUAUUACGUCUUGCUUCUCCAUCACUCUCUUACAUGAGAGAAAUGCAUUAUGCUGCUGAUGCUUCUCACUGGUGAUCUUGUGCGGCUGUGGAGCUAAACUAAGUAAUGACAGUGAUAGUAUGGAAGUCAUGGGAAAUGUGGCUGCGAUGCAGUUGGCCUGUGGAAAGUUGGCUGUUCCUGAAUGCAGCAGUCGGUGUUCGGAUGCUAACAGAAUGACUGAACAUGGCAGAGCAGCCUCGAGGUUCCCCUGAACCUAUGACCAGCGUAACAGAUUUGAAGAUGGGUGGAUGGAUCUCUUUCCACGACCCAAAUACUCUUUCGUUUCCUCUUCCCUUGUGCUAAUACCAGUUGCCACAGUAAAACGCACCUCCACUCCCGGUCCCAAAUAAGGCAGCUGCUACUUCCGCCCAUCUCCAGGUCAUGGAAUCUUCCGAUGGCUGAUCCAUCAUAGUCCAUGAUUCGCAAGAAAUGAUGACCACCUACUGCAAGAUAAAACCUUAUGGUUUUCCUUCCUUUGCCCCAGACCGCACAGCUCAGCAGAGGGAGGCAGGUUCAGCCAGACGCAUCAGCAAGGCUGCACUGCCCUCCCUGCAGGACGUUUACUAACGAGAGUGCAGAAACAGAGCUGUAAAAAGACACAUUACCCAUUCAGCCACACUGAGUCACAAAGAGAGUAAGGACAGUGUAGGACAAUAUACACUGUUCAAAAUAGUACAGAUAGUUCAAAAUAGUCUCGCAACACUCACGAGAGAUGCAACCCGCCAAACAACUACCUCUUCAGCAGGCUGAGGUCUGAAAAGCACUUCUGCUGUCUCUCACUGAGAACUGAGAGGCUCGGAAGGAGCUUCUAGCAUCCAGCCAUCAGAUUAUUCAAUACGCCUGCAACACUGAUGAUUUAGCACUCGCUCUCUGCAUAUGCACGAUGCACUUUAUUUCAGCCAUCCUCCUUAUCUCUGAUCUUUUUUUCUUUUAUUUUUCUGCAUAACGUUUGGUUCCUUAUUCAUAUUUAUUGUCAUCAUUAUUGUUUCACUGUUUUAUUUCUAUUACUUGUUUUUAUUAUGGAAGAGCUGAUGGCUUUCCAUCUCACUGCAGCACAUAGUCUCACUGUAUACCUUGAAUAUGACAAAUAAAAAAAUCCUUGAAUACAAAACUUUAGAUGGAGCAUCAUGACCCCCCCUCCCCCAUUAUCCUUAUUUUGAGGGGGGGGGUGUCCAGUGCAUGCAGAAUCAGCAUUUUUGAUCCCCAGACCCAUUUCAAGAGCAUCUUAAGGACAACACCCCAGACCCGCUUAAUUAACCUCGGACAUCUGGUUGCCAUGACGACAGGCCCCCUCCCCAGUAGCUUGAUGUCAUUUCUAUGCACUGGGAACAUGCUGGCUUAAACAUUGCAUCAAAUACACGAUGACCAAUGCCACACAAAAGUCGCUAAAUAAAUGUCUGCGUGGGUAAUUUCCUUGAACCGUUAUCUUUGGAAUCUAGAUAAACUGUGAUGUUAAACAUGUGAAACGACAACAGAAGAUCAAUAACCAGCACCCAGCAUCCGGUAUUUCUGACUUGGAAGACAGAUAUAAGCUGGGUCCUGCAACAGCUUGCACUGAAUAAGCAGGUGGUGUUUUCUU
Molecule: messenger RNA, 4123 nt
Organism: Brienomyrus brachyistius
Lineage: Eukaryota; Metazoa; Chordata; Actinopteri; Osteoglossiformes; Mormyridae
Product: transmembrane 4 L6 family member 1
Exons: 6
Coding region: 1408-2016 (202 amino acids)
Cellular component (GO): membrane
Source: RefSeq, a predicted model, not a curated record